CAUAUAUACACACAGACCAGCCGGGAGCCAGCAGGGGCAAAACAAAACACCAACCUCAAGACUCAUCACUCCUGGAUCAGCUCAUCCUUGCCUCUUGUGCUCUAGAUAGAUAAGCUUGGUCCUUUCGCAGAGAGGAGGAGGUGGUUGAUAGGUGCAGCGGAUGGAAGGGUUGCAGAGAUCAUCAUCGACUUUCAGAAGGUCUGGCUCGUCAGGCCUGGUCUGGGACGAGCGGUUCCUGACCGAGGACGCCGAGGCGAAGGCUGCUGGCGGUGCGGAUGAGCCCCAGCCGGGGGAACUGCGGCGUUCCCGGAGCGCCGGUGGCGUCGGCACGAUGCUGCGCCGUGCCGGUGGCAGCGAAGAUAAGAAGCAGCAGCAGAAGAAGAAGCAACAACAGGGCCAGAAGAAGGAGGAGCAUGAUCAGCAGGUGUUCCGGACCAAGGACGUGGCCCCGGACGUCGACCCGCCGUCGCCGAGGGUGUCCGGCUGCAUCCUCUGCGCCAUCUUCGGGGGCUCAGGCUCCGGCUCGGCUGCGGCGGCGACGGCGCGCCGAGGCCGGGCCAAGCCGAAGAAGAAGCAACGGUGAUCCGAUCCUUUCUCUGUCUUGAGUGUAAAGUUUGAGCCAUGGAUGUGAGCGUGUUUAUACCGGAGUGAUAUAUACUGAUACGAUGAUAUAUUGGUUUGUACUCUGCUCUCCGUAGUCUAUACGUGUCAGGUUAGUUCCUCUUCUGGUCGAUCGAUUCCUGUAUUCAGAAUUUCAGAUCCAUGAGCAGCUGCUAUUGAGAAUUUGAGAUCCGGGAUGCUCUUGAUCUUGAUCUGGUGCAA
Brachypodium distachyon (stiff brome) is the source of this 822-nucleotide messenger RNA. RefSeq lists its product as uncharacterized. The record is from RefSeq and is a predicted model, not a curated record. Bases 161 to 583 code for a protein of 140 amino acids. The transcript has a single exon. Lineage: Eukaryota; Viridiplantae; Streptophyta; Magnoliopsida; Poales; Poaceae.